Messenger RNA from Fragaria vesca subsp. vesca, 2976 nucleotides. Its product is annotated as receptor-like serine/threonine-protein kinase At4g25390-like. Gene Ontology annotation, biological process: protein phosphorylation. Lineage: Eukaryota; Viridiplantae; Streptophyta; Magnoliopsida; Rosales; Rosaceae. The coding region runs from base 1 to 1905 and encodes 634 amino acids. The record is from RefSeq and is a predicted model, not a curated record. Gene Ontology annotation, molecular function: protein kinase activity; ATP binding. The transcript has a single exon.
AUGCGCCCGAUCACCCAGUCCCCGGCGCCGUCGCCGUCGUCGUCGUAUCUUCCGCCGCAGCCCAACCUCGUCGUCCCACUCGCCGGCGCCGCCACCACCGCCUUCUCCCUCCUCCUCUUCCUACUCGUCUGCUUCCGCAAAAUCACCCGCAACCGCACCGCCCCGGAAGCCGACUCCAAGCCGCCUCAUCGCUUCUCCUACUCCCUCCUCCGCCGCGCCACCGACUCCUUCUCCCCCACGCGCCGCCUCGGCCAGGGCGGCUCCGGGUCCGUGUUCCUCGGGACGCUCCCGCACACCGGGAAAGACGUCGCCGUGAAACUGAUGGACUCCGGCUCGCUCCAGAGCGAGCGCGAGUUCCAGAACGAGCUCUUUUUCGCGUCCAUGUUCGACUCCGAGCACGUGAUCUCGGUUCUCGGAUUCUCCUCCGAUCGAAAACGACGCCGUAUGCUGCUGGUGUAUGAGUUCAUGGGCAACGGCAACUUGCAGGACGCGCUGCUGCGUAAGAAGUGCCCGGAGCUGAUGGAGUGGAAGAAGAGGUUUUCGAUUAUGGUGGAUAUUGCGAAAGGGCUGAGUUAUCUUCACGGAUUGGACCCGCCGGUGGUGCACGGUGACGUCAAGCCGAGUAAUGUGCUGCUGGAUAGAUGCUUCAAUGUGAAGAUCGCCGAUUUCGGGCUGGCGAGGCUAAAAUCGGAAAUUCACGUUGCGGUUGGGGAAGAUGUGAAGAAGGAGAAGAGUGAUGGCGUGGUGGUGGUGGAGGGUAAUGGUGUUGAAGACUAUGGCUCUGUGGUUGAGGAAACGGAGAGCGUUUGCGCGAGUUUGAGUGUUACUACCGCGGGGUUUGAGGAGUUGAAUUUGGGAGCUGAUCAGUCUCCGGUGCCUGUUUCGCCGGAGACACCGGUGACUGCGUCGCCCGAGGAGAAUGUGGAUAAGGAGGGAGGAGAGAAGCUGAGUGUGAAUAAGGAUUGGUGGAUGAGGCAGGAGAAUGGGAGUUGUGUGAAGGACUAUGUGAUCGAGUGGAUUGGGAAUGAAAUUGGGAAUGAGAGGCCCACGGCUGCUGCUUCGAGUAGUGAAAUGUUGGGGAAGGGGGAGAAGAAGAAGAGUAAGAAGAGGAAGGGGAAGAGAUUGGAGUGGUGGAUGUCGAUGGAGGAGAGUGGGAAAGUUUCGAGCAAGGAGAAGAGGAGGCCGGCGAGGGAAUGGUGGAAGGAGGAGUAUUGUGAUGAGCUGACGAAGAAGAAAAAGAAGAAGGAUAAGAAGCAGAGUAAAGGAAUGAGCUUUGAUGAGAAUGAGAGUGACUGGUGGCCGCACGAUGAUGAAUUGUAUGCUGAGAGCAAGAAGAGGAAGAAGAGGAGGAGCAGGAGUUGGGGGAGUAUGAGUAGUAUUGAUUGGUGGUUGGAUGGAAUGCGUCGUAAUGUUAGUAACAAUUCUGUUAGUGGGGAAAUUCCUAAGAGCUGUGGCAUGAGUAGUACUCCGAGUAUGAGAGGAACUGUCUGUUAUGUUGCCCCGGAAUAUGGUUUUGGUGGUGAUCCUUCUGAAUUAUGUGAUGUUUAUAGUUUUGGGGUGGUAUUGUUGGUUAUUAUAGCCGGAAGGCGCCCACUUCAGGUAACAAAUUCCCCUCUUUCAGAGUUCCAGAGAGCGAAUUUGUUGUCUUGGGCACGCCAUCUUGCUCGUGCUGGGAAGCUUAUUGAUCUUGUUGAUAAGUCCAUUCAGGGUCUGGACCGAGAACAAGCCCUCCUUUGCAUCACUGUGGCAUUAGUUUGUUUGCAAAAGAUACCUGCUCGCCGGCCUUCAAUGAAAGAGGUUGUGGGGAUGCUGAUUGGCAAGUUAGAACCACCCAAAUUGCCACCGGAGUUAACCACAUCAGCUCGGUCACGGUUCUCACACAAGUCCCAUAAAAAAGUCCGGUGAGUUUCUAAUGUACGCUUUUAGUUUUUCGUCAAAAUUAGGUGGUAUACAGCUCUAGAUCAUUGUUUCAUCAUCUUUGUAGAUGAUUUGUGUAUCCAAAGGAGGAAAAGGAAAUAGAUUUUCUAAUUUAUAAAUGAACUGAUCAUUUGAACAUAUUCACUUGCUCUUUCUUUACUGAUAUGGCCUACAAAUCCAGAAUAUAUCUCAGCUUCCUAAGUUGAGGUAAAGUUUGAGCACUGUUACCUGAUCCUAUUCUUAUUGCACUGACUUUGAGGCAGGUUUACUUUGCUUUUUGGAUCUGGUCCAUACUUUUUAGCUUAGUCAUUUGAAUCAGUGUCUAGAAAUUGAACUAGAACUUGCUUAAUCAAGUUCUUUUAGCUGACCCCCUUCACCUAAAGGCAAAGAAAAGCAAAAAAGAAAGAAACUUGCUUUUCAUCAUUUGAAAUUUUUGGUGUAAUCAUCAUUUGAAAUUUCUGGCUAGGGUAGUUGUUGGUUCCUAUCUCGUAUUUUGUGGAGGGUUAAUUGAGUGUGCUUUUCAUACUGAGGACAUUCUUUAGGGAAAGAAAAGUAUAUUAUAAGGUAUUAGUAAAGGUUUUACAGAUUGAAUUUGGGAUGAAGAAUGCAUAUAGAUUGUCCUGUGGCCGGUGCCAUUAUGCAGUUUUGCACAAGUAAUUAAGAUGAUCCAGUAAACAAGUUUGGUUGUUCCAUCAUUUCUGCAGAAAAGGGCAUGAAAUUGAGUUGUGGAGAUGUAGUGGUGCUAUUUUGUGCUUGUUUUAUCUACCAAAAUGAAAGAAUUGUUCUCGAAUAGUUUAGUUUUACUGUCUUGAGUAGCUUAUUACUUAUCUACCAAUAAAUAUGUUUGCUUCAAACUAGAGAGUAACCGGAACUUGAAGCCAUCAGUUCAUUAGAGACUGCUUAUAGUGUGUCCUUACUGGUGUAGUUCUGUAAGGCUGCCAAAAACCAAUUCCAGGUACAGAUUGCUACAAAUCGUUGCUUCGUGCGAGUCGUGACAUGUUCCUUCAGACCAAUCACAAAUUCAUAUAGGGCUUGUUCAUAUUAUCUUCCCCUGUUAUC